AUGUGUUUUCCCGCCCUCUGCGUCAUUGGCUGCCUGACUGAUUGAUCUCAGUUAGCAAUGGGAGCUUACAUCAGCUGGCGGCGGAGGCUUUGACAGGAAGGAUUUGGCUGCUUUGGAGUCCAGUUGGCAGAUAUGGUGAGGCACGGCGUGAUGUCGGAGCUGCAAACCAUCCAGCAUCCUCAUCAGGGUAACCCCUUGGCUGUGGGCCAAGUAGGACAAACCUGUGCCAGAAUCCAAAACAAUGGGAACAUCACGGAAGAACCGCAGCCCCUCUCGCAGGAUACAGCAGAGAUUGAGAAAAGUCAGCCAGUGAACAUCCCAGAUUUUUCCAAAAGGAGAAAGAAGAAACGGACUAGAGCAACAGACAGCUUCACAGGCACCUUUAAUGAUCUGUACAAACUGACAGAUGAGGUGCUUGGUCAGGGGGCAUAUGCUAAAGUUCAAGGAUGUGUGAGCCUGCAAAAUGGACAGGAGUUUGCUGUGAAAAUCAUAGAAAAGGCCGCGGGGCACAGCCGAAGCAGAGUAUUUCGAGAGGUGGAGACUCUCUAUCAGUGUCAAGGAAACAAAAACAUCUUGGAACUGAUCCAGUUCUUUGAAGACAGCUCGUACUUUUACUUGGUGUUUGAAAAGCUGCGUGGAGGCACCAUUCUUACACACAUCCAGAACCGAAAGCACUUUAAUGAACUGGAGGCCAGCAAGGUAGUCCGGGACAUUGCGCAAGCUUUGGACUUUCUACACACAAAGGGAAUCGCUCAUAGGGACCUCAAGCUGGAAAACAUCCUGUGCGAAUACACUGACCGGGUGUCACCAGUAAAAAUCUGCGACUUUGAUCUGGGAAGUGGAGUGAAGCUCAGCAGUGCCUGUACUCCCAUAACGACGCCAGAGCUCACCACGCCGUGCGGCUCAGCCGAGUACAUGGCUCCAGAAGUAGUGGAGGCGUUCACCGACGAGGCCUCCUUCUACGACAAGCGCUGUGAUCUGUGGAGCCUUGGCGUCAUCCUCUACAUCCUGCUGAGUGGAAGCCCCCCGUUCACAGGCCGUUGUGGCACUGACUGCGGGUGGGACCGGGGGGAAGCAUGCAGAGCGUGCCAGAGUUGCCUGUUUGAGAGCAUCCAGGAGGGCAAGUACGAGUUUCCAGACAAGGACUGGGCUCACAUCACAGACGGAGCCAAGGAUCUCAUAUCAAAGCUGCUGGUUCAGGACUCCACUCUGCGCCUCAGCGCUGCUCAGGUCCUGCAGCAUCCUUGGCUACAGGGGAAUGCACCAGAGAGAGGUCUUCCAACUCCUCGCGUCCUACAGAGGAACAGCAGCACCAAGGACCUGACCCAGUUUGCAGCAGAAGCCAUCGCCUUUAACCGGCAGCUCUCCCAGCACGACGAGCAGCAGGAGGACUCGGCGUCCAUCGUCUGCUCCAUGAGGCUGUCCCCUCCUUCCAAGUCCCGGCUGGCCCGCAGAAGGGCCCAGUCCAACGCUCUGCGCAGCGGGGACUUCUCUCCUGUUUCUGAUGACCUCGCAGCCUGAGCCACCAGCGCAACCUCCCUUCUGGUUGUCUUCACUAACCGAUAUCAGAUUAGUGAUAUCAGUUAGUGAUACCGAUAUCGGUAUCACUGGUUUUGUUUUGUUUUGUUUCUUCUUUUGCACAGGGAGUCUUACAUGAGCACUCGCAUGGCAUCAGAGUUGACUUAACUCUUCUUCCAACACAUUUUAAGCUGCCUAGGUUUUAAACUCUCUCAAGAUCACUUUUCUUCUUUUUUUUUUUUUUCUUUUUUAAAGUAUUUCUUAAGCUUUACAGAUGUAUUUAUUGGUAAUUCUCAACCAAAAAGUCAACAACUAAACCUCUGUUGUUACCAGCAGAUAAUUCAAGGACAUAUCAUUACCAAAACGGCGUUUUAGAGGUGCAGUUGUUUACUGCCCUCGUGCAAAAGUCAUUUUGUGUUUGCUGAUUUUAUUUCUCUCUUUUAUUUUUUUUUUAUUUUUUUUUUAGCUGUGAAUUAUUCGGUAUUUUGAUUUUAUUUUUAAGCUUCUGGAAAGGGAUGAUUUGUGCUUCUUAAAGCCCAUAUGUGGAUGCGAUCGCGUGUUUGUGUUUUUAUUUGGAAGUGGACGGUGUUUGGAGAAAACUGGACCUUUUCUUAGUAUUACCAGUUAAUGUCAUUGUGUGUAAUUGCAUGAGUGUGAAAUUCAGGUGCUAGAAUUAAGGAUCUUUUCACUGCAACACAACCUACCUGUAGCACUGAUGUACUUUAAAAUGAACUUAGUUUGAGUGAAUGCAAGAGAAGCCCAUUUGUGCCACUUCAAAGAAAACUAAACUCACAGUCACUAUUUAUUAGCGUUAAAGUUAUAACUGUGAGGUAAUAAUAAUCAUUAAAUACAAUGUAUGUUUAAAGUCAAAUCAAUUAAAUAUACAUUUAUAAAAGGUAACAAAUGGAUUAUUAUUAUUUUUGAGAUAAGCAAUUUUAUUGUUUUUCAUUCCGUUUUUAUUUUGUUUUACAACACCAACGUUUGUUUAAAUGCAAUAAGUUUAUUAUAAGUCCAGGUACGAAGUCAAAGUUAUGGUUAUCUACCUCAUAACGUUUUUAAUGUGAAUUAUAGCUUAUUUUAUAAAACUUCACUAAGAAUUGGGACUUCAAAUUUCAUAAUUUGAAUUCAAAAUCAUCACUAAUAUAUUUACAACCUAUAAUUUGAGUAUUGAAAGUCGUAGCUAUGACUCGGUUUCUUUGAAGUUGUCUGAAUGGGCUUCCAUGGUACGAGGAGAAUAUAAUGUGUGCAGAGCAUUAUUAUUUUCUUAAUUUUUCUAUCCUCCAGAUAGGUUUUGUUUUGCUGUAAAAAAGAAAUAAAUGAAACACCACAACAAAUAUUGAUUUAUUUUUUCUGGUCUCGGUUGUUUAGUAUAUUUGGAGUGUUUUUUUGUUUUUGUUUUUUUUUUGUAGACUUGAGCUGUGAUUCUUGCUCUUAAAGUUGUAGAUAGUUGUGACAGCCAAAGGGAUUUAUUUUCAUGUUAUAUUUGAUAGUAAGAAAUUAGCCUAAAGUAAUUGAAGGGAUUUAUUUUUGUAAGUGUAUUUUGUUUAGUUUUGUAUCCGGUAAUGUGAACAUGGAAGAAAAGGGAAUUGAGCAAGCUGACGUUUGUCUCAUGAAUCUAAAAAAUGUUUUGACUUCAUUUUGUUUUCGGUUCAUGUUCGGUCUUCGGUAUCCACCUGAACUUCUUUUAACCCUUUUAAAUUUACGUGCCGCCCUCAAACAGAACCCCUCCUCUCCCCGUAUCUCGCACUGUUGCCAUGGUGACCCCAUCUAUUCAGCAACUGAGAGCUUUCAUUGUCAAGCAGGAAUUAAGAGAGAUUUGCUCUGAGAUGACAUCAGGAAACAAUUACUUGCCAUGUUAAAACCCUCGCUCUUGUUUUUAUGAAUCAUAAAAAGAACCUCUCCCCUCCUCAUGCCUGGUUGUAAUGGCAUCAAAUGAGAUGCAGUAAUGGGUUCGCAAUUAAGGAGCCCUGCAGAGCUUUGAUAUAGGACCUGAUGAGCAAAGCUGUUCUUGUGCAUGGAGCAGAUUUCCUCUGGGAUGCUGUGUUCUCAAUAAAAAAUGUUGAAAUAUCA
Molecule: messenger RNA, 3588 nt
Organism: Gambusia affinis (western mosquitofish)
Lineage: Eukaryota; Metazoa; Chordata; Actinopteri; Cyprinodontiformes; Poeciliidae
Gene: mknk1
Product: MAPK interacting serine/threonine kinase 1
Exons: 14
Coding region: 133-1521 (462 amino acids)
Biological process (GO): protein autophosphorylation; intracellular signal transduction; peptidyl-serine phosphorylation
Cellular component (GO): nucleus; cytoplasm
Molecular function (GO): calmodulin binding; calcium/calmodulin-dependent protein kinase activity; calcium-dependent protein serine/threonine kinase activity
Source: RefSeq, a predicted model, not a curated record